UGUAAAUCUUGGACAGAAUGUGUCACAAGUCCUGAACUUCCUGCGUCCAGAGACUCUGACUCCUGGUGAGAUGACACAGAUGCAGCAACAACUUUCAAGGAAGUCUCAAGCUGAAGCUCAGCUACAAGAAAGAUCUUCUCUUCUUAACCUGCAACAGCUUCUGAAUUACACUUGUGAAGUUCUAGGCCUUUGGAAAGUGCUCUGUGACCACCAGUUUCACAUUAUAACGGGAAUGUUAUCGAAGGACUUGCAAAAUCAGAUGAAAGUACUAACAUGUAGAGACUUUAUUUGUAAUGGAAGAGAGGUUGCUGGAGCUCUAGUCACUGCUCUGAUCAAUAGAUACUUAGAUGACAAUGCUACAACAGAUGCCAUCAGUGGCCGUCUCAGAGAAGUUUGUCCUUCAAUCUUCAAAGUAGAAGAUGCUGUAUUUUCAAAGGCACAUGAAAUGUUAGUGAAUGCAAGAAACAUCCAGAGUAAACAGGAGAAGGAAAAGGUGUUACGGGAAGCUCUGCAGCUUUGUAUGCAAGUCAGUCCCCAGUUAAGCCUGCAAUCUGUGUGCAGUUUGUUUCAACAAGCUCGUUAUUACAGAGGUAUUCUGGACAUAUCACUGUCUGCCGCUCAGCGACGAGAUCCACAAGGUCUAGCCAUACAUUUCUACAAAAAUGGAGAGCCACCAGAGGACCAGCAGGGGUUACAGUAUUAUUCCAAUAGAAUGGAAUGUUACAGAACAGUUAUGGAGAACUUAAGUCACUUGCUAACUGUCAGCACCUCCCUCCCACAGUCUCCCAGCAUUCCAAGAGUUCCCGGUCCCCCACCAACUCGAGAUCCCAACUUAUUGUCACAGGAGGAAGCUAGAGUUUAUUUUGAGCAGAUGUUUCAGCUGGCCCUGAAGUCUGAUGACGAACUUUUCCACGUAGCUUUGUAUGACUGGCUUACAGAACAGCAUCAGACGGAAAGGUUGUUAGAUAUCAAGUCACCAUUUUUGGAGAACUACUUGAAACAGUGUACCACAGCACAGCCAGAUAACCUAGCGUCUGUGGAACUGAUGUGGAAGUUUUACGAAAAGAAUCAGAAUUAUUCUGCAGCUGCGAGGAUUCUAGCGAAACUUGCCGAUCGACAUGGAACCGACAUAAAUCUUCAACAAAGGUUGGAGUAUUUGUCUCGGGCUGUCAUCUGUGUAAAAAGUUCAGAACUGAGAAUAACAACAGCUGGAGAAGGAGAAUUUCUGCAUGAUCUGGAAGAAAAGAUGGAAGUUGCACGGAUCCAGCUACAAGUUCUAGAGGCAUUGAUGAAAAAGUCAAUUCAACUGCCUGUCAUACAAGAUGCUAUAUCUAGGCUCAAUUCUGAUGUUCUGGAUAUAACACAGCUGUAUGAAGAUUUUGCUGAAGUUUACGACUUACCUGAGUGCAAACUUUCCAUUGUACACUGUGCUGGCCAUUAUGACCCGACCUUGAUUGAGAGUUUGUGGCAGAAUAUAAUAGAUAAGGGUAAGAUUGUUGAACAUAAUAUAG
Molecule: messenger RNA, 1511 nt
Organism: Limulus polyphemus (Atlantic horseshoe crab)
Lineage: Eukaryota; Metazoa; Arthropoda; Merostomata; Xiphosura; Limulidae
Product: nuclear pore complex protein Nup155-like
Exons: 12
Biological process (GO): protein import into nucleus; RNA export from nucleus; protein localization to nuclear inner membrane
Cellular component (GO): nuclear pore inner ring; nuclear pore
Molecular function (GO): structural constituent of nuclear pore
Source: RefSeq, a predicted model, not a curated record